Messenger RNA from Syzygium oleosum, 1148 nucleotides. RefSeq names its product senescence-specific cysteine protease SAG39-like. Bases 35 to 1063 code for a protein of 342 amino acids. Gene Ontology annotation, molecular function: cysteine-type endopeptidase activity. The record is from RefSeq and is a predicted model, not a curated record. The transcript is spliced from 2 exons. Gene Ontology annotation, cellular component: lysosome. Lineage: Eukaryota; Viridiplantae; Streptophyta; Magnoliopsida; Myrtales; Myrtaceae.
AUAGUCCUAGAGCACCUAGAACAAAGAGUGAACCAUGGCUUCCACACUCGAGGGCAAACUAGCUCUUGUCAUGGUGACCAUCCUAGGACUCUGGGCCUCCAAAGCAUGGUCUCGCGAGCUCCACGAAGCUACCAUGGAAGAGAGACACGAGCAGUGGAUGGCUCGCCAUGGGCGGGUGUACGAGGACACCGCCGAGAAGGAGCGACGCUUCUCGAUCUUCAAGAACAACGUCGAGUACGUUGAGUCCUUCAACAAGGAUGGGAAUAAACCGUACAAGUUAGCCAUCAAUGCGUUUGCUGACCUGACAAGCGAGGAGUUCAAGGCAACAAGGACCGGAUACAAGCGCUCGUUCUCCCCGAGGCCAGCGAGCAUUAAGACAUUCCGAUACGAAAGUGUGACUGCGAUUCCAUCAAGCAUGGAUUGGAGAAACAAAGGAGCCGUCACGCCAGUUAAGGACCAAGGCCAAUGCGGAUGUUGUUGGGCUUUCUCUGCUGUGGCGGCCAUGGAAGGGAUUACCCAACUCACGACGGGAAAACUGAUCUCUUUGUCCGAGCAAGAACUAGUGGAUUGUGACAGGAGUGGCGAAGACCAGGGUUGCGGGGGUGGCCUCAUGGACGACGCUUUCGAGUUCAUCAUCAGCAACCACGGCCUCACGACCGAGGCCAAUUACCCUUAUCAAGCUGUCGACGGCACCUGCAAUGCCCGGAAAGCAUCCUCUAGUGCCGCGAAAAUCACUGGAUAUGAAGACGUGCCUUCCAACAGCGAAUCCGCCCUUCUGAAGGCCGUGGCCCACCAGCCGGUUUCCGUGGCGAUCGACGCAGGCGAAUCAGAUUUCCAGUUCUACUCCAGCGGCAUUUUCACCGGGGAAUGUGGGACCGAUUUGGACCACGGGGUCACCGCGGUCGGGUACGGGAUGAGUGAGGACGGAACCAAGUACUGGUUGGUCAAAAAUUCGUGGGGCACCGGAUGGGGCGAGGAGGGAUAUAUCAGGAUGCAGAGGGACAUUGAUGCUGCGGAAGGUCUUUGUGGCAUUGCCAUGGAUGCUUCAUAUCCAACUGCAUAAUUGCUUGGGACAAUACAGCAAUGUCACGUUAAUACAGAGAUUGGGCCAUGGUAAACGUGUCUUUGUGUGUUUUAUGUGUGCAUAU